Molecule: messenger RNA, 336 nt
Organism: Paramuricea clavata
Lineage: Eukaryota; Metazoa; Cnidaria; Anthozoa; Malacalcyonacea; Plexauridae
Source: the annotation of a GenBank genome assembly
AUGGCGUCUAAACGUGGUACAAGUCGAGCAAAAAAGGCGAAAAUAGACCCAAGUUCACUUCGUCAACAAAUCGCUGAUUCCAUUUCCGAAGAAAAUAAGUUAAGAGAACAAAUUUCGGCCAUUUCUUCUUUAAAUUUGAAGUCCACAACUGAUACUAGUUUGGUAGAAGUGUAUUUAGUUUGUCGUUUUUGUAUGAAAAAAUUUUUUGAGGUUGUAUCCUUCCUUUGUUCGUCAACGUGUUUACCGCGGAGUGUUACAAAUACCAAAGUUGCAAACAUUCUUGCAACAUCUACGGAAGAAGCAGCAAACCUUUCAGAAUUGCUGAAACAAGUGCAG